This is a messenger RNA of Penicillium manginii, 627 nucleotides long. Its product is annotated as DUF4291 domain-containing protein. The coding region runs from base 1 to 627 and encodes 208 amino acids. The transcript has a single exon. Lineage: Eukaryota; Fungi; Ascomycota; Eurotiomycetes; Eurotiales; Aspergillaceae. The record is from RefSeq and is a predicted model, not a curated record.
AUGGCAAAAGAUCAUUCUUCAACCCAUCCCUACCGUGCAAUACGCGCAUCGUUUACAGCCAAAACUAUAACUGUCUACCAAGCAUAUCCUCCAGAAAUUUCCAAUCCGGCAGUUGAAGCACAAAAGUUUAAACCGCCAUUCUCCCGAACCAGGAUGACGUGGAUCAAGCCCUCUUUUUUAUGGAUGGCAUACCGCAGUGGAUGGGCAACAAAACAGCGUCAAGAGCGCGUGUUGGCUAUCGAAAUCACACGCGAAGGGUUUGAAUGGGCACUGGAGCACUCAUGUAUGAGCCACUGGGAUACAAAGAGCGAAAAGACUGCCAUGGACAAGAAACAAUGGCAGGAAAAGCUCCAUGAUAGUCCCGUCCGCAUCCAAUGGGACCCAGAGAGAGACUUUGAAUUCAGGCCCCUAGGAUAUCGCUCUAUUCAGAUUGGACUUGGACCUGAGGCUGUGGCGCGGUAUAUUGAUGAUUGGAUUGUUUCUAUUACGGAUGUCACGGACCUGAUGCACAAAACCAGAGAUCAUGUUGAUGAGGGGAAUCUUGAGGCUGCGAAAAAGCUUUUGCCAACCGAGGAGACGUACUCAGUAUCGGCUGAGUUAAUGGAGAUUUUACAGGCUUCAUGCUGA